AUGCAGCGACAUUCAUCGUACGAAAGUACAGAUCUCGCUACAAGCUCAAGCCCGAAGCCUCUUCGGCCCCAUCACAGAAUCAGCCACACUAAAUCGCGAAAUGGGUGUUACACAUGCAAGGGGCGCCGGGUAAAGUGCGAUGAACAAAGACCAAUCUGCGGCGCCUGUUCUGUUCGGGGCAGUCAAUGCACCUUCCCAAGCCCAGGAAGCACAAGGAACAAACCAAGGCGCCCUGUCUCUCAUAAUACCAAUGGACUAGUGCCAGGUAAAUGUGACCACGCAGCAGGGAGAAAUGGCAACGAGCAAGCUAUCAGUCCCUUGAGUUUCAACAUGGGUCCUGUCGGAACACCAACUCAGCAGACCGAGACCCCGAGUCACUUGAACAUGAAUGACUUGAACUUACUCCAACACUAUAUUAUGCAUACAUCGAAGAAGAUGUCAAUCGACCGUGCCAAAUCUUUGGUGUGGGAGCGCGUUUUCCCGGACAUAGCCAGCACAAACGAGUUCUUGAUGCACCUGCUCUUGGCGCUGGCUGGUCUUGAUAUCCUGACCAGAGAUUCACUGGGUUGUCAAACUCAGCAUGACGCAACCAGGUCAUCUGAUUUAUCUACUCGGAAUUUGAAAUUAGCCAAGCUGAAAGUCGUGAUCGAGCACCACCAAUUAGGUCUGAAGGGACUCCAAGAGGAGCUUUGGAAUACCAGUGAAUCAAAUGCGGAACUAUUGAUGACAGGGUCUAUGUUGAUUGUUGGCUUUGCAUUUGCAUCUCUUCGAGUGGGAAAUCUGAACCCCGAACCACAGCCAUCACCUACGAUCCCGUAUUCAAGCCCGGAGAAUGCCGACAACAAUAAUGCGGGAAAACCGCACACUCAUUGGCUCCGUCUUGUGCGUGGUGUCUCAUCCAUCACACAGCAGCACUGGAUGACACUCAAAAGAGGACGAUGCAGAGCUUUACUGCAAUUCCGAAAUUCUCAUGAAGACUGGAAACUUUGCCGGUCACAAUUAGAUGGGAUUGUGCCUGAUGGGAUACGAUCGAAAAUCUCAAAGUUUGCAUCGGGUGCGAGCCAGGCGGUCUCUAAUCUGCAGACUUUCCUUGACGCCUUCAAAUCAACCGAACAAUUCCCCACUGAUUCCGAGGAAAGCAGCAUUCUUCAGGAGCAGCAUCAUGCACUUACUGUCAUCGAAGAUAUGUACAUGCGGGUUCUAUAUGCCCUCCAGCUGCAAAAAGUUGAACCGCAGAGCUCAUCAGAUCUUGAUGCUCAGGCCGAGAUUGAAGCGGCAGCUGUAACUUCGUGGCCGAUGCUUGUUUCUCAAGGUUUUAUAUCUUCAUUAGAGUCAUACGAACACAUUAGGGUCAUGGAGGGUCUGUCAUUUACGAUCCUGGCCCACCUUUAUCUGACUCUCUCUAUCUUGGAGAACACUUGGUAUCUUGGUGCUACCUUUGAUAAUGAGAUUGUGAAAAUCAACAAACUAGUUGCUGGUUUGAACGAUGGCCAAUUGAAAAAGCUGAUGGAAUGGCCGAUGGAAGUGAUUCGAUCCCCUUGA
Molecule: messenger RNA, 1542 nt
Organism: Penicillium soppii
Lineage: Eukaryota; Fungi; Ascomycota; Eurotiomycetes; Eurotiales; Aspergillaceae
Product: Zn(II)2Cys6 transcription factor domain-containing protein
Exons: 2
Coding region: 1-1542 (513 amino acids)
Biological process (GO): regulation of transcription by RNA polymerase II
Molecular function (GO): DNA-binding transcription factor activity, RNA polymerase II-specific; zinc ion binding
Source: RefSeq, a predicted model, not a curated record